Messenger RNA from Anneissia japonica, 591 nucleotides. Its product is annotated as E3 ubiquitin-protein ligase TRIM71-like. Gene Ontology annotation, biological process: protein polyubiquitination; proteasome-mediated ubiquitin-dependent protein catabolic process; negative regulation of translation. Lineage: Eukaryota; Metazoa; Echinodermata; Crinoidea; Comatulida; Comatulidae. The coding region runs from base 1 to 591 and encodes 196 amino acids. The transcript has a single exon. The record is from RefSeq and is a predicted model, not a curated record. Gene Ontology annotation, molecular function: translation repressor activity; ubiquitin protein ligase activity; protein binding.
AUGUCAAUGAACCUCAUUAGCCACCUCAGAUUGUGUGAUGAUAAAUUCCAAGAAGUCCGUUCAUUUGGUAAAGACAUGUUGAAAUCACCAGUGGGCUUGACAUUAAACAAGGAAACUAGAGCUUUGUAUGUAGCAGAUGUGUAUGCUCACUGUGUGUAUAAAUUCAAUGUUGAUGAUGGCAGGCUGCUGGGUAACAUAGGUUCACAAGGUAGUGAAGUAGGUCAAAUUAGGCAACCACAAGAUGUCACUUUAACUAAGAAAGGUCAUGUGAUUGUUGCUGACUUUACUAAUGACAGAAUACAAAUGUUUGAUGCUAAUGGUAAGUUUAUGAGAACUCUUGUAGGCUCUGGUAGGGAAGAUGGCAAAGUUUUGAGUCCUUUUGGUGUAACCAUGGAUAUGGAUGAAAAUAUAAUAGUAUCAAGUAAUCAUAAAUUACAAUUAUUUGAUAAAAAUGGUGUAUUCAUAACACGAAUAGAUCAUAAAAAUGAUGGAUUGGAAUGUCCACUAGGAAUCACUGUAAUCUCCAACAGACCAAGAAGAGUAGCAGUAGCCAACCUCGGACAAAACAAUGUAAAAAUAUUCAAUUAUUAA